Molecule: messenger RNA, 1728 nt
Organism: Lycium ferocissimum
Lineage: Eukaryota; Viridiplantae; Streptophyta; Magnoliopsida; Solanales; Solanaceae
Exons: 5
Coding region: 279-1448 (389 amino acids)
Source: RefSeq, a predicted model, not a curated record
AAGUUGGAGGUGUAAGACGAAAAUGUAGCAAAAGUUUAGGGGGUCAUGUGUAUUAUCCCAAAGAAAAAAUAUUGUACAAUUAUUAAGCAUCAUGUGAUAAUUAAUUCUCAAAAAUCUCCCAAGUGUAAACGCUCCCCAAAAUUUGAAUUCAGACAGCGCCAAACUAUCUUCUUACACACACACACACAGAGUGACACAAACCAAGAAAAUACUCUGUCCUAAAAUUCAAACAUUAAUCUCUCCAGAAAAGAAAAAAAAACCCAAAAUUUACACCAACAAUGUCUUCAAUGAAACCAUCAUCUCGCUAUGCUAAAACAUCAUUUGAUUCUUCAAGAUCUUCAACUAAAUCUGACCCUUCUUCAUCUACAGACUUAACACCAAAAACCAAUAACAGUGCUCUAAUCAAAAUCAAGAAUGGUUCAAAUGGUGUUACUCAAACUACCCAUCAAUCAAAUUUCAGCUCAAUGGUCAAGAAAUUUGUUGAACACAAAUCCAACUCUUCUAAAUUAAUGACAAAACAGAAAAAAGGUGAUUUGAAAUUGGUUAUUCCAGUGGAUUUUAUAGCUGAAGAUUUAAAGAAAACGGCGAAAAGGGGUAGUGGAUUGAGUUCUUUACAUAAGAAGUUGUUUAAAGGUUCUUCUGGUAGUGUGAAAAAAGAAGAAGGAAGCGCGAAAAAGGCGUUGACCGAGGUUAAAGCGAAUACGAGGACAUUAGGAAUGGUACUUAGAAGUGAAAGGGAGCUGUUAAGUAUGAAUAAGGAGCAAGAAGAUCAGAUUAUUGAGCUUAAGUUGAUGCUCGAGGAGAAAAACCGAGAGGUUGAGAAGCUCAAGGAUCUGUGCUUAAAGCAAAGGGAAGAGAUAAAGUCACUGAAAAGUUCGAUACUGUUCCCCGAUGUUAUGAAUUAUCAAGUUCAGGAUCUUUUGGAAAAGCAGGGUUCAGAACUCAAACAGGCAAAGCAGAUUAUACCAAAUCUUCAAAGGCAGGUCACUUCUCUUACAGGGCAACUCCAAUGCCUAGCUGAAGAUCUCGCUGAGGUCAAAGCAGACAAAUAUGCUCUAAGAGGGAGCUAUGAUUCUCUUGAUAGCCCUCCAGGAUAUGAUCAAGAAGAAGCAGCUAAUUCUCUGGAAUUCAGCUCUGAGGAUCAUACAAUUCCCGGCAGUCCAGAUGACAUGUUUCUCAAGGAUGUAAACCCCUGCUUAACACCUUAUUAUGCCAAGACAAAGUCCAAGGAAUUUGAGGACUUCAAUUCUCCUGAUGCUAAAGAUUUGGUAAAAAACAAUAUGCACAUGCAUCAUGAGGCCAGCUACAAUUCUUGUGCAAGGAAGUUGUCUAAAAGCUCAGAUUGCCGCCAAUGUUCCAACACAGGCAACAAAGCAACUCGUGUAGCUCGCAGAUCUGAUGAAAGAAAAUGCACAUACGAAAAGCAGGUUCACAGCAAGUUCUACUGAGUUGUCCUCAAUCCUGAAGAUUCUUGGUGAAUGCAUCGUGUCAAUUUCCGUCCCCUUCUCUCCUCGACAUAUUUCAGUAAAUCAAUCUGCUUGAGCUGCCAGCUCUGCACUCUUAGUCAUAGACCAAGUACCUGUUCAGCAUAUAUUUUGUUGGCAUCUUAUAAGAUAUGCUGGCCUAUUUCCAAUAGUCCAUCGAACCCGAUUAGUCAUGGUUAUGUUUUUCAAACUCUUGCAAUGAACUGCAUGAUUUGAUAAUAAGAUGAUGAGAUCAUGUGAUGCA